Molecule: messenger RNA, 447 nt
Organism: Blepharisma stoltei
Lineage: Eukaryota; Ciliophora; Heterotrichea; Heterotrichida; Blepharismidae
Source: the annotation of a GenBank genome assembly
AUGGGAAGUUCAUCAUCAGUUUCUUCACAGGUUGAAAUGCAGGAAAAGCAAAAAUCUACCGUAAAACUUCCAUACGAAGAUGAUUUCAUUAUCCAAAUCCAAUUACCGAACAAAGGUGACUGUUACGAAUACAAAUAUCCUGCAUUUAAGGAUAAAAUAUCCUUUACUACUCUUAUGAAUUUAUUAUGCUUUGAAACCGAGUUUGAUGAAGAAUUAGAUUCAAAUUUCAUAUCCAGAUAUAAUAAGUCAAAAGACAGAUUCGAAUAUUUUGUUCAAAAACUUAUGGGAAUUGAAACUGAAGAUGAGACUUCCCCGUAUAAAGGAAAAAUGUGGGUCGUCUAUAUAAAUAAUUCCCAAUGGGAUUGGGAUGAAAUUUGUGAGAAGGACCUUAAUAUCAAGAUCAAAGACAAAAUCGUUUGGAAGUAUCAAAAGUGUAAUAAUAAAUAA